UCCCCGUGCUCAAAAUUGCGGCCAUUUCACGCACGCAGACCUCUCCUAUAAAAAGAGAUCGAUUCAUCAUGGAACGAUCAGGCUAAGUGUCCAUCCACAACAUACAUCUUGCAAACAACAUACUAACAAUCUCGUCUCUGUAGCAUUUGAAGAACUCCAACGAAAAUGAACUCGGUGGUGAAGAUCGGCCCCUUUGGCAGCACCUCCGAGGCUGAGGGCAAUCGCGACAUCACCGUAGCGCCGCUGCGCCUGGAGAGCAUCACCAUCCGCCAUGGGAAUGUGCUCGACGCCCUCUCCUUCACCUACAAGGACUGCCACGGGCUGCAGCACACCACAGGCCAAUGGGGCGGCGACGGCGGCAACUCCACCACAAUUACCCUUGGCCCUGACGAGUUCGUGACGGGAGUUCACGGGCUCUACGGCUUCUACGGUUACGGGAGCGACGGCGUCACCGGCUUCACCAUCGUCACCAACCUCCGGACCUACGGACCGUUCGGAGUCAGUGACUCCAUCAAGGAACCCAAGUCCUUCGACAUCCCCGUCAUGAACAACGGCAGCAUCGUCGGCUUCUUCGCCCACCGCAACAAGGCCUACGUCACGGCCAUCGGUGUCUACGUCAAGCCCUUCUGAUGAUUGUCAUGUGCUUGGCAAAAUCGAUCAUGAACCUGCUGUUUAAUUUGGGCGUUCAGCUUUUGUGUGUAUGCUUGAAAAAAUAAACUGGGAUCUGAUGUCAUCCCACUAUCCCAGCCCGUAUGCUGGUUGGUGUCUACAUCUGUGCCUGCAGCUUCAUCUGUAGGUAGGUUUCUAUGUUUGAAUAAACAUUUUAAGCAUUGUCUUCGUUUGAAUAAUAAACUUGUGGUCGUGUUUGAAUGGCA
Panicum virgatum (switchgrass) is the source of this 875-nucleotide messenger RNA. RefSeq names its product protein GOS9-like. The transcript is spliced from 3 exons. Gene Ontology annotation, molecular function: carbohydrate binding. NCBI's taxonomy places the organism in Eukaryota, Viridiplantae, Streptophyta, Magnoliopsida, Poales, Poaceae. The coding region runs from base 166 to 630 and encodes 154 amino acids. The record is from RefSeq and is a predicted model, not a curated record.